UGCCUCUAUCGCGCGCGUGUGUGUGCGAGCACAGAUCCCGGGAAAAUAUACUCGCCAAAUAAUAAGUCUUUAAUUGGUGUCCACCAGACCCAUCAACGUUUUUUUGGCACGGACUUUAUAUCUCCGGCGCAUCUGCAGUCGCGGACCAUACAACAGCUCGGUGCUGGUCGGGACCUGAAUAGGCGUGUUUUUUGGUACCGUUACGCAGAGGCCCGGCUUUUCAGACCAGUCGCGAGUUUCGUCGCCCGCGUCUUUCGAUUUUGUCGCCUGACUUGGGGGUCGUACGCAGGUAUGAUGUAUGAGGGAAGUGAGGACUACAUCAGCCAGCGGGCUAGGGCACACGCCUUUGCCCUUAACAGCAUUGUGCCGCCACCACCUAGGAGUUUCCCGUACCCUGGACUGUCCAUGCAGCCACCUAAUCACAACGCGCUACCUUUCUCUGGCAUGUCAGAUAGGAGCUCCCAUUUUGGGGACUUCACCCCGCUCCCGGGGGCCAACGACCACAAGUCGGCCGCCGCGGCCGCCGCCACCCAGCAGAUGAUGGCGGCCGCCGUCAUGCGCCAGCAGCCGGACCUCUCCGUGUCCAACUCCCCGGCCAAGGAUAUCAAGGUCACGCUGGAAGGCAGGGAGCUCUGGCAGAAGUUCUACGAGAUCGGCACGGAGAUGAUCAUCACCAAGGCCGGCAGGCGCAUGUUCCCCACUUUCCGCACGACCAUGACGGGCCUGGACUCCAACGCCAAGUACAUCCUGCUCAUGGACAUCGUGCCUGUGGACGACACCCGCUACAAGUACCACAACUCGGAGUGGGUCGUGUCCGGCAAGGCUGAGCCUCACAUGCCCAGUCGGCUCUACAUCCACCCGGAUUCACCUGCCACGGGAGCCGUCUGGAUGAAACAAGUGGUCACCUUCAACAAACUUAAGCUGACCAACAACAACUUGGACCAGCACGGCCACCAGAUUAUUCUGAACUCCAUGCAUAAGUACCAGCCUCGGUUCCACAUCGUGCAGGCCAAUGACGUCUUCAGCCUCCGCUGGAACUCCUUCGUCACCUUCGCUUUCCCGGAAACGACGUUCAUCGCCGUCACCGCUUACCAAAAUGAAAAGAUCACUCAGCUGAAGAUUGAUCACAACCCAUUCGCCAAGGGUUUUCGAGACAACGGCAUGGCACGCAAGGGCUCGAGGUUAGCGCUUAAGCGAACCACAUCCACGAAAAUAGAAGACCUGGACGACAAAAGAGACUCCGACAACUCGAAGUCCUCUGAUCACGCUGUUCCGAAGAAGGAAAAGCACGAAAGCAACUCUUCUCCCAUUGGCUGUGACCUGGACACCGGAGGCACCUCGUCCAAUCACCAGUCGCGUGACACGACAGGUCGGGGCGGCAUGGACGACGGGCUGUUCGGCUGCGACCCGCUCAGUUCCACUGACGGCGAUUUGACGCGCGUGGACGAACCGGGAACCUCGCACUGCCACAAGGGAGGACUGGGCAAAUCGGGCGCCCCCAUGGGCCACACCUUGCACAAGUCCAGAACGGGAAUGGGAGGCGGUGGUGGGGGGACGGGCGCCCUCAACGUGGACGCCGACGCAGGCUGCAACGAGGCUCGUCUGUCGGACUAUACGGGCACGGCAGCUAGCGGCGUGGUGGAUCAACUCUCGCCGUGUUACUCCCAGGAUCACGGCGUGAUGACCGACGAUCAGGGCAUGACCUCAGCCCAGCCUGCCACGGCCCUAGCCGUAGCCCAGCUCGCUAAAGACAGCAUGCAUGGUCAGGACUAUCGGUCGCUGUCCAUGUUCUCCGUGUCGAACCAAAACCAGUGCAUGGGACAGAGUGUGCAUCCUCUGCAGAGCACGUCUAACAUGUACAUGCAGAGCUGUGAACCGCACAUGUAUAACUCGAGUGGGUAUCAUCACCCAACCACCAUGUCGUCGAGCAUGGCGCAUCUCCACGCCCAUCAGGCCCAGGCUCACGCGGUCAGGCACCUUGCUGCCCAACAGAACAUCUCUGCUUGUAAUGGGAUGACGUCACUCCAUGGGCCCUCACAGUUCCUGCAUGGGGGUCACACUAGCACCUCAACAGACGCAAUGGGGCUAAACUCGUACAACCACUUCUCCAACCACUCGGUCAAGUUCCCUAUGUGACAUUGCUGAUACUAAACACCUUUAUGUUCAGUACACCAGAUUACAGUGGUGUCCCAAAGCCAGUCAACGCUUAUACCACAGUGUUCGCCCUGGUACCCGGCCGGCACCAUAACGAAGUAGUUUGCACUUCUCACAAUAACAUCACAAUGUGGAACUUUAAAGACUGUAAAUUUACCACUUUUUGUUCUCAUCAGUAUAAAAACCAUUGAAGUGUUGGUUUCACGCGGAUUAUCCUCAUCUUAUUUAUCACAAUUUAUUCUGAUUUAGCACAGCACAUUUUCGCGCUUUUUAAAUCUUCCGUAAAGCCUACAACAUGAAAUUCAUUUUUAAACACUUCACUUUCCUAUAUAGAAACAACGUUGCGCAUUAGGAGGUUUGGGAUGCUUGCUUCGUUGAUUUAAAAAAAAUCAUUUUUUUUCAAAAAUUCGUAGAAAGAACAAGUUUUGCUGGAACAAAACUGUCCAUCACACGGAACAAUGAAUCCCUUCAUUCGAUGACAAAGCCAAUGUAACAACGAAUCGAAUCCCCGCUAAAAUAGUUAUGUAUAAAAGCCCACCUUAACUUUGCCGAUAUUUUUCUUGAAAUGCCGCGAAAUUAGGAUUUAAUUAAAACUAUAGGAUUUUAGUCAAACAAGGCCAGUCUUGUGUUAAACCCUCCAGAAGAUUGAGGCAUUAACGUCGUUCAACGAGGUAGACUGGUGCUUUGAUGUCUCACUGGAUUUUUUGUCCAGCGUUGGUUCAGGGUACCAAACCAAAAUGGCGGCGAGUAAAGAUAACGUUUUUCGAAAUCUUGUCAUUCAUUACCUUGAAUUCUACGACUUCAAACACUAAUUGCGAUAGCUGACAUUUUUACCCAAAACCACGUCUUGGCGGAUUAAUUCCUAUUGAUUAUGAUAACAUCCUCGACCCAUUUUACCCAACAACAUUAAUUGGUGCAGUUAUAGAAAUGACUUCUUUUUUUUAAUUGUAAGAAAUUAAAGGUAUAGCGGACAUUUUUCUCUAAUUUUAAAAGUUCUUUCUUGUUGAUAUUGUUCCUGGCUUAGUACAUAUUUGUGCAUUUGAUAUUUGUAUAUUUUGGCUGAAUAUUCUGUGAUUAUUUGAGAGAAGUUUACUGUAACCUCAAUAGAGUUUUUAAAAAAGAAGAGAUAAUUAUGAUUAUUGUGACAGUCUUACUGUGAUUUUGACCAAUGGAACGCCCGACUGCUGCAUGUAAAUUGUAAUUGUGUAGUUACCAUUGUUCUUUUUUAGUUUAUAUCUUACUAUUACAAACCUUGGACGUGGAAGUGUUAGGCGAUGAUCCAUAGUGUAUAAUUUAUAUGCCAUAUAUACCUGUGACCUAUAGGGCAAAUGGCCUAACAAUUGUUUCUUCCAAACCAACUUUUAAAGCUUUGGGAGUAAUUUCGGAAGUAAUCACUCGUAUUAUGUAAGCCCCUUUGCAAAUUGUGGUUUAAUGACAGUUGAUCACGUGACCACAUAAACUCAAAAUUCCUAACUGCCUAAUCUGACUUGUCGAUUAUAUUCAUUUAAAUAACACACAAUCCAUCCUGUAUGUACUAGAACUUAUGACAAACAAGUUUAAAGUUUUCAACUUGCAUAAAACUCUUUUCAACAGACCAAACGGGGUGUAGGCUAAAGCAACACAACUUGGAAUAGGUAUUCAGAUAUGACUGUUUUUGUGUAUUAUAGUCUCAGAGUAAAACACCAAAAGACUAUAAAAAAGAUUCUAUAAAAUGUUUUAAUAGUCUAUACAAUAUAAACAACUCAUUAAAAGAAAUUGUUUUUUGGAGGUAUAUUUUGUUGAAAACAGUGUGGUAGUCGAGUACAUUUUCAUGAGUAUACGAGUACGGGUACGAGUACUUUGUCAUGAUGGGUACGAGUACUUUGUCAUGAGUGCGAGUAUGGGUACGAGUACUUUGUCAUGAGUACAAGUAUGAGUAUGAGUACUUUGACAGAGUACGAGUACGGGUAAGAUUACUUUGUCAUGAGCCUAGAGUAUGGGUGCGAGUACUUUGUCAUGAGUACGAGUAUGAGUACGAGUACUUUGUCAUGAGUACGAGUACGAUUACAAGGCAAUUUGUUUCAAUGAGUACGAGUACCAAAAAUGUGCUCGAUUACGAUCGCGAGUACGAGUACACGUACGAGGUUUCCACAAGUAGGAGCAAAUUUCAAUAUGUCACGUUUUCAAGGGCUUUGUACCCUAAUGCGGGGCAUAAAACCUGUAUUGAAGCCCCCAAACAGUAGUAAACUGUUUUCCCUACAUAUAUAGCCCAUAAUUUGUUUUAAAUUAUCACACUUUUUGCAGUAGAACAUUUUGCAAGAGUACGACGAGUACAAGUACUUUGUCGUGAAUUACGAGUACGAAACAGGUAUUUUUUUCUUACGAGUACGAGUACAUUUUCAUGAGUACAACUUACGAGUACAUUUUUACGAGAACGAUACGACACUGGUUGAAACGUUCAUUGUUGAGAUGUUCAUUUUAGGUAUCACAUUGAAUGUAAGUGCGCGGCUAAGUUGGAUUUAAUAACGUGAGAUUCAUAGUAAAAGCUAUAAUACUCGAUGUACAAAAAGGCUAGCUAUAGCUUACGUUGUGACUCGCCCCUCACAAGUUCAGUGGUGCGAAGGGCGUGGUUUUAUUUGACUUUCUUAAAGAGGAUGAAACAAACCUUGUGCAAUUUUUAUUAAGAUAUUUCCAUCUCUCUUUAACUUGUUUGCUUAUUCAAUGGUUUUCAUUGUUUUUGGACACUAAUAAUAGAAUGUCAGUUUUUUUGUUUAAAAUAUAUAACUAUUCUGUCGUAAAUUAUUUGAUGGUAAUUAUGAUUGUAAUGACAAAGAAGAUUUCUUUAUCACCUACUGCAUGUACAUACGCUUUAUCUAGUGAUGACGAAUCUAUUAAAAACGUGAAGAUUGUAGAUAUAAACCCGA
This is a messenger RNA of Patiria miniata (bat star), 5057 nucleotides long. Its product is annotated as T-box transcription factor TBX2-like. The record is from RefSeq and is a predicted model, not a curated record. NCBI's taxonomy places the organism in Eukaryota, Metazoa, Echinodermata, Asteroidea, Valvatida, Asterinidae. The transcript is spliced from 7 exons. Gene Ontology annotation, cellular component: nucleus. Gene Ontology annotation, molecular function: RNA polymerase II cis-regulatory region sequence-specific DNA binding; DNA-binding transcription factor activity, RNA polymerase II-specific. The coding region runs from base 292 to 2136 and encodes 614 amino acids. Gene Ontology annotation, biological process: regulation of transcription by RNA polymerase II; cell fate specification; positive regulation of DNA-templated transcription.